CGAAACUUCGUCUCAAAAAAAAAAAAAAAAGUAGUAACUCAGUCUAUGCUGCUCAUUCCUGUAUUCCUGCAUUCCUUUUUGUAGCAUUUGAAUAAAGCUAAUCCCUGAAUUAUUAUAAGGUAGAAGAAGAUGACCCAAUACAUUUUUGUUAUUAAUGAAAGGGAUAUUUCCUAAGUAUUGUGUAGUGUUCUACUGUUUGGUACAUAUUCAGUGGAAUGGGAGUUAACCUCAUAGUCUGUGUACCAUUUGGAUGCACAUUUGAGAGGACAAUAUAUCAUUGGCACUAUGCAAUUUUAAAAACUGUGAUGAAAGUUGCCCUGGUAGGAAAGAAAAUUUUUACUCUCCCUAAAAAUGUUGGCUAGUUGUUUUUAUUCAUCUGACAAAUGGACUAAAUAAGGUAGACCAAUGUCACCAUAUUCUACAAAUUUAUGUAAAUAAACCAUGAGCUUAAUUUAUCCAAUUCCAAAGUUAUUUCUUCAGUAAAAUGAUGGUAUAUAGAUAGGGUAAUAAUGCAGUCCACUAGAAUAUCCCUUUGUACCUUGUAUUGCAGAAUAGAUAAGCAUUUCCCCAAUAACUCUUAAGAAUGAAUUUAUGGGCUGGGUGUGGUGGCUCACGCCUGUAACCCAAGCACUUUGGAGGUCAAAGCAGGAAGAUCACCUGAGGUCAGGAGUUCAAGACCAGCCUGACCAACAUGGUGAAACCCCGUCUUUAAAAAAAAAAAAUGAAUGAAUUUAUGUACUAUAAAAGAUAUGACAUAAGACAAUUAUUUUGGGACAUGAAGAAGAGCAACAUAGUAGUGUAUAUCAUUUCUUGGCUACAUCAUAUGGGCAAUAUACUUGAAGGAAUAUUUUCUGAAGAAGAAGAGUAAAGAUACAUUAUUUUUUAAAAGAUAUUAAUAUUGUCAGGAAGAGGAGGUGUUUGAGGAUUGGUACAAAAUUGCCAUGACUUUACAAAAUAAUUUUAAAUAGUAUAGAUUUCCCUAAUAUGUGUAAUGUAAAACAGUAGAAAUAUUGAGUGGCGGAAAUUAUAGAAAUGAACAGAAGAAUGAUAAAAUUGUUUCCACAUAUAGCUAAUAAAGAAAAAUGGUUUUUUGAAAUCAGCAUAGUACGAACUCUCUGACAGCAAGACCUGUAUCUUAUUCAUUAUUUUGUUGCCAGUGACAAGGGCAGUACUUAGCUCUUGCUAGUUCAAGGUAUGUUUGCAGAAUGGUGAGAGAAUGUAUGCAGAUUUGUGUAAAAACUCUAUGCGAUAAUUCUAACAAUUUGGAAAAAGUAGAAAGAUACCCUAAAGAGGGUGUUAUAAUUUGUUAUUAAAUGUAUGAAGGUAAAAGCUUUGCUUGUUAAGUUAGGCACACAAACACAAUUACUGCACUGGUUAAACUGAAGCAGCAGAGGCUGUAGUUUCCUAGUGCUGACUCUGGGCGCCGCUGUUGGCCAAAGUGGAGAGCCUGGCGCUCCAGAUCUCCUCGCGCAGCCGCAGCGCACUUUCCGGGGCAGCCCCAGCUCAGACUCACCAGCACCAGCCUUUACACCACUUCCUCCUCGGAAAAAGAAGAAUCUUUUCCUGAACUGGAACUGGAACUAAAGGCCUUUCGGAGAUCCGAAAAUCUGCAAUACAGAGGUUAUUUGUAACCCGGCGUCUCCAGGCUGGUGAGCAAGCUGAGGAGAGCAAGAGGGAUGGGGAGCUGCGCCGGGGAGCGAGGCCGGGCUGAGAGGCGACCUGGGCUCUUUCUCUUCCUGCUGCCUUUGUUCUGCCCGGCUCUCGGUGAGCAGAUUCGCUACAGGAUUCCCGAGGAAAUGCCCACGGGCUCCGUAGUGGGGAACCUCGCCAAGGACCUGGGGUUCAGCGUCCAGGAGUUACCGACUCGAAAACUGCGCGUCAGUUCGGAGAAGCCUUACUUCACGGUGAGCGCAGAGAGCGGGGACUUGCUUGUGAGCAGCAGGCUAGACAGGGAGGAGAUCUGCGGGAAGAAUCCAACUUGUGCUCUGGAAUUUGAGGCUGUUGCUGAAAAUCCACUGAACUUUUAUCACGUGCAUGUGGAGAUCGAGGACAUUAAUGACCACACGCCAAAAUUCACGCAAAAUUCCUUUGAGCUGCAAAUAAGCGAGUCUGCACAGCCUGGCACACGAUUUAUAUUAGAAGUAGCAGAAGAUGCAGAUAUUGGCUUAAACUCUCUACAGAAGUAUAAACUCUCUCUUAACCCAAGUUUCUCAUUAAUAAUUAAGGAGAAACAAGAUGGUAGUAAAUAUCCGGAACUGGCAUUGGAGAAAACCUUAGACCGGGAACAACAGAGUUACCAUCGUUUAGUCCUGACUGCCCUGGACGGUGGAGAUCCACCCCUAAGCGGCACCACUGAGCUCCGGAUCCAGGUAACUGACGCCAAUGAUAAUCCCCCUGUAUUCAAUCAGGACGUGUACAGAGUCAGCCUUCCGGAAAACGUGCCACCAGGCACCACUGUGCUGCAAGUGUCAGCCACCGACCAAGACGAGGGCGUCAACUCAGAAAUUACUUAUUCCUUCUACAGAACCGGGCAAAUCUUUGGUCUGAAUUCAAAGAGCGGGGAAAUUACAACUCAAAAGAAACUGGAUUUUGAAGAAAUCAAGGAAUAUUCUAUGGUGGUAGAAGCAAGGGAUGGAGGAGGACUGGUUGCACAAUGUACAGUUGAAGUUAACAUUCAAGAUGAAAAUGACAAUAGCCCAGAAGUUACAUUCCAUUCUCUACUUGAAAUGAUUCUGGAAAAUGCGGUGCCUGGAACACUAAUUGCUUUGAUCAAAAUAUAUGACCGAGAUUCUGAGGAAAAUGGGGAGGUUAAUUGUCGAUUAGAAGGUGAAAUCCCUUUUAAGAUUAUCUCUUCGUCCAAAAAUUCAUAUAAGUUGGUAACAGAUGGAACCCUAGACCGAGAGCAGACCCCGGAGUACAAUGUCACCAUCACAGCCAUUGACAGGGGCAAACCGCCCCUCUCCUCCAGCAUAAGUGUCAUCCUACAUAUCAGCGACGUCAACGAUAACGCUCCAGUUUUCCACCAGGCUUCCUAUUUGGUCAGCGUAGCGGAGAACAAUCCUCCUGGAGCCUCCAUCGCGCAAGUCAGUGCCUCUGACCCGGACUUGGGGUUGAAUGGCCAAGUCUUCUACUCCAUCGUGGCCAGCGACCUAGAGCCUCUGGCCCUGGCCUCUUAUGUGUCCGUGAGCGCGCAGAGCGGGGUGGUGUUCGCUCAACGUGCCUUUGACUACGAGCUGCUGCGCGCCUUCGAGCUCACGCUGCAGGCCCGCGACCACGGCUCGCCUGCACUCAGCACUAACGUGAGCCUGCGCGUGUUGGUGAGCGACCGCAACGACAACGCCCCGUGGGUGCUGUACCCCGCGCUGGGGCCCGACGGCUCUGCGCUCUUUGAUAUGGUGCCGCGCGCUGCAGAACCUGGCUACAUGGUGACCAAGGUGGUGGCCGUGGACGCAGACUCAGGACACAACGCCUGGCUGUCCUACCACGUGCUGCAGGCCAGCGAGCCC
Molecule: messenger RNA, 3506 nt
Organism: Sapajus apella (tufted capuchin)
Lineage: Eukaryota; Metazoa; Chordata; Mammalia; Primates; Cebidae
Product: protocadherin gamma-B5
Exons: 1
Biological process (GO): homophilic cell-cell adhesion
Cellular component (GO): plasma membrane
Molecular function (GO): calcium ion binding
Source: RefSeq, a predicted model, not a curated record